AUGGAUCAGGAUAACCAGACCUCAAAAGUGACAGAAUUUGUUCUGUUGGGUCUCUCCCAACAUCCCAACUUGAAUUUAACUCUCUUCCUGUUUUUUCUCACUAUCUAUACCACAACCUGGCUUGGAAACCUCACCAUCAUCACCACAGUGGUCUCCAUGCCACAGCUUCACACACCCAUGUAUUUCUUCUUGGCUAAUCUAGCUGUCAUAGACAUCAGUGAUUCCACAGUCACUUCACUCAGGAUGUUGAGAAGUCUUCUCUCAAACUCAAAUAUUAUCUCCUACAACUGGUGCAUUACCCAAAUUUUCUUUUUCCAUUUCACUGCUUCUUCUGUGGAUUUUCUCCUAGUAGUGAUGGCUGUUGAUCGGUACAUAGCUAUCUAUAAACCACUGCAGUACUUACUUAUUAUGAACCAAAGGGUUUGUAUAUGUUUGGUAGCAGGAGCAUGGCUAGGUGGAUUUGUACACUCCAUUAUCCAGAUUGGAGUUCUUAUUCAACUGCCUUUCUGUGGUCCCAAUAUAUUGAACAAUUUUUUCUGUGACAUACCCCAAGUCAUUAAAUUGGCUUGUGCAGACACAUACAUCACAGAGGUGCUGAUGGUUUGUAACAGUGGACUAAUUGUUGCGGUAAUGUUCUUCGUCUUACUUGUAUCUUAUACUAUUAUUUUGGUCAAGAUUAGAACCUAUGUCAUAGAAGGAAAACACAAAGCACUUUCAACAUGCGCUGCACAGAUAGUGGUGCUGACAUUAAACUUUGGACCAGCAAUAUUCAUCUAUGACCGGCCUUUUAAGACCUUUCCAGGAGACAAAAUCGUUUCCAUGAUGUACACUCUCAUCACUCCAAUGUUGAACCCUAUGAUCUUUACUCUGAGAAAUACAGAAAUGAAAAAUGCUAUUAGGAAACUAAGAAGAAAAAUUCUGCAUUCAAAAAGUAGUAUCUUCAUUUGA
Elgaria multicarinata webbii is the source of this 948-nucleotide messenger RNA. Its product is annotated as olfactory receptor 4D5-like. Gene Ontology annotation, biological process: G protein-coupled receptor signaling pathway. The record is from RefSeq and is a predicted model, not a curated record. The transcript has a single exon. Gene Ontology annotation, molecular function: G protein-coupled receptor activity; olfactory receptor activity. Gene Ontology annotation, cellular component: plasma membrane. Lineage: Eukaryota; Metazoa; Chordata; Lepidosauria; Squamata; Anguidae. The coding region runs from base 1 to 948 and encodes 315 amino acids.